AUGGACCAGCAACUCACGUCAACCCAAAAAGCCAACCUGCACGAGAUCGCGGACCUCAUGCUAGAAAUUUACCAAACUCUGGCAAACAUGCGCUUUCUCAACCCAGCCGGAAUCAUUAAAGGCCCACAUAACACCGACAAUGCUCUUGAGUUGUAUCAGGAACUGGGAUUGGACCCUUCAAUCAUAUAUCUCUACAGCAUCCUGCCGUACAUCGAGAGCCCCCUUGCUGGCCAACCCGAUUUCUUUAAGGGGGGUAUCUUCACAGAUUUCCGCCGGCUAGAUGACAUAGAGGAAGGACGCGACCCGUUCCAUAUUUGUCCGGGUGACGAUGACUAUGAAGAUGAAGAUGGCCCGUAUAUGCGACCAUGGGUAACUCCCUUAUCAUUAUUAGGGAACCAUCAAAGCGUGAUUCUUUAUGAUGCGCGGCGGCAUCAGAUAUGGAUCAUCGAUCAGGAGAGUUGGAAUACAACUGAUCCUGCGUUGCGGAACAGUUCAGACCGUGCGGCUGGUGACGAAUAUGAAUAUGAUCCGCUGGUAUCGUUCAUUGGAGAUAAUGCCUGGUGGUGGGAAAAUAGCGGACGCGAAUGGGACAGUGACGAGCUUCCUUUGAGAGAGCUUUAUUCUAAGCAUGGCUGGCCGGAUAAUUUCAAUGGAGACGCGUUUGAGAUUGACCAACUUAGGCUGGUCGAGGAUGCUCAAAGACAAAAUGGCGAGGAUGCAACAUGA
Messenger RNA from Aspergillus bombycis, 726 nucleotides. RefSeq lists its product as uncharacterized. NCBI's taxonomy places the organism in Eukaryota, Fungi, Ascomycota, Eurotiomycetes, Eurotiales, Aspergillaceae. The coding region runs from base 1 to 726 and encodes 241 amino acids. The record is from RefSeq and is a predicted model, not a curated record. The transcript is spliced from 2 exons.